Adelges cooleyi (spruce gall adelgid) is the source of this 2047-nucleotide messenger RNA. It is a transcript of the gene RhoGAP68F, whose product is annotated as rho GTPase-activating protein 1. Gene Ontology annotation, biological process: small GTPase-mediated signal transduction; negative regulation of endocytic recycling. Gene Ontology annotation, molecular function: GTPase activator activity. NCBI's taxonomy places the organism in Eukaryota, Metazoa, Arthropoda, Insecta, Hemiptera, Adelgidae. The coding region runs from base 296 to 1783 and encodes 495 amino acids. The record is from RefSeq and is a predicted model, not a curated record. The transcript is spliced from 11 exons. Gene Ontology annotation, cellular component: cytoplasm.
UGUUUACAAUAUUGGCAUUGCAAUCUGUAUAGCUGUAUGUUUACGAAAUGAAUCAUUCGUGUUUCGUUUAAUUUUCGUUCUAUUUAUUUUCCACCGCACUUUAUUCAGGCUCCAAUGCCCACCGUUAUAUUAGUAACAGGCUAAUUACUGUGUCUUUGUUGUCGGUCUACGGUUAGUGCGUUUCAUUUACUCGGAUUUUCUAUUGAGAUCGGCACAAUGAUAUAGCCAAGCGGGCCUCCUUAGCAAAUUAUUUUUCUGCUCAGCACCCACCUAUUAAGCCUAUACCGCCAAGAUCAUGGAUCCAAGGGUUCAACCUACCAGCAAAUAUUUCCCAGUGGCGAUGAACGACAAUAACGAAGAACCUUAUCCUAGUCUUUCCGACUAUCAUGAUUAUGAACCUAAUUUAGAAUUUGAUGAUACUGAGCUUCAAAGUCCAUCCGCUGAUAUUGAUUUGGAAAAAUCACUAGCUAAUCUCAAUGGAACUGGCGGAACACUAGAUUAUAUGGAAUCUCCAGUUUCUGAUGGUACAAUUGAAGAAAAUUUCGAAGAAGAACUGGUAAAUGCUCCUCAACUUGUUGAAGGGAUUACUGCAUUGGACGAUAAAGAAACAGGAAAUCUAUUAGACGAAUUAGAAGCCGAUGAUGCAAAAGAAGAUGAAGAUUUCAGUGAUGUUGCCAAGUACGGUGUAGUUGAUGUGGUCGGGGAUGAUGCGGUCGGACGGAAAAUCAUUGUAGUAUCGGCUUGUAAAUUGCCAAGUAAUAAGGAGGUAGAUCACCCUAAACUUUUAAGGUAUUUAAUGUAUACUCUGGAUAAAUUUGUGGAACAAGAUUAUAGCUUGGUUUAUUUUCAUCACGGAUUAACAAGCAAAAAUAAACCAACAAUAUCGUGGCUAUGGCAAGCAUAUCGUGCAUUUGACCGAAAGUAUAAAAAAAAUCUAAAAGCUCUAUACUUGGUUCAUCCAACAAGUUUCAUCAAGGUAGUCUGGCAACUUUUCAAAGCAGUUAUCAGUGUAAAGUUUGGUAAGAAAAUAAUGUACGUCAAUCAUCUACAAGAACUUAAACAGUUCAUAGACUUAGAUCAACUAAACAUUCCUCUAUCUGUUUUAGAACAUGAUGAACAAUUGAUGAAAAAAUUAAACAAAGGCAGAGCGUCACAACAAAUAGAACUCGAAGAGGAAGAGAAACCCGAACCUUUGGCAACUCAACAAUUUGGUGUUUCAUUACAAUUUAUAAAAGCUAACAACAACGGCGAAAUAAUACCUCCCUUAGUACGUCAAUGUGUUGAAUACCUCAGCCAACCUGAUGCAUUGGAAACCGAAGGAUUAUUUAGAAGGUCUACAAAUAUAACUAAGGUGAGAGAUUUGCAAAAUCGUAUUAAUCUCGGUGAACCUGUCGACUUUGGAAAUGAUGUACAUCUAGCAGCUGUUUUACUAAAAUUGUUUUUAAGAGAACUAGAAGAGCCAUUAAUGACAUUUGAUUUAUUUGAUGAGAUUACUCAGUUUCAAACUCUUCUUAGGGAUGAACGCCCAAAAAAAGUAAAAGUUUUAAUGUUGGAAAAAUUACCUCUUGAUAAUUAUUAUCUACUCAAAUAUCUGAUACAAUUUUUGUCAAAAGUAAUGGAUAGAUGUGAUUUAAACAAAAUGACAUCAUCGAACCUAGCAGUAGUAUUUGGUCCAAAUUUAGUGCGUAGUCCUAGUAGUCAACUGUCUUUAGCUGCUAUUGGUCCAAUAAAUGCGUUCACUGAUUUUGUGCUUGUCAAUCAUGACCAAAUAUUUAUAAUAUAAACUAUUAACUAACAUUAAAAAUUAUAUUAGUAUUAUAGUGAUCAGCGUGGACCUUACUCCAAGAAGAAAUUAUUAAGUAUUGAGCAAUAAUAUUCCAAAAAAUGUCAAGCUUAAGAACUAUAGUAUUGUUAAAAGUAGGUAUUUCAAAAGUAUUAUUUUUCAUUAAUAUUAUAAAUAGAUAAUAUACUUUCACUAUAUUCACAGCUCAUUAUAUUUUUAAAAAACUGCAUUUUUUAAAUUUAAUAAUUUCUAAAAUUAAAACAU